GAAACGGAAACGGAAGUUGGUGUUUGCUGAAGAUGGCGACCCCCUAUGUAACAGAUGAAUCUGGGAAAUAUAUCGCCGCCACCCAGCGACCGGACGGGACGUGGAGGAAACCGCGGCGGGUGAAGGAUGGAUACGUCCCGCAGGAGGAGGUACCGGUUUAUGAGAACAAGUAUGUGAAGUUCUUUAAGAGUAAACCAGACUUGCCGCCGGGCAUGAACCCUGAUGAUGCCGCUUUGGCCCGACAGCAGCAGCAGCAGGUUUCGGGUGGAACAGACAGUGCUGGACUCUCCAAAACAGCCAAACGCAACAUGAAGCGCAAAGAAAAACGCAAACAACAAAACGAGCAAGAAGCCAGUGUGGAAGUGGAGAGCUUGAGUCAAGACAUGGAUGGCAUGAAUAUUGCUGCAGAAGAGGUGAGGGUUAACCCUGAUGGCACAGAUCUGGCCGCAGCUGCCGUAGAGAAAGCCAAGAAGAUCAAGAACCUGCGGAAGAAGCUGCGUCAAGUCGAGGACCUCCAGCAGAAGGUGGAUUGUGGAGAGCUGAAAAGCCCCAGCAAAGAACAGCUGGACAAACUGGAGCGGGGCGAGGCGUUACGGGCGGAGCUUCAGCAGCUGGAAGGGCAUUUGUGAGAUGAACUGUCAAUCGAGGCAGCGGGGGCGUGUUUUGGAUUUCAACAGCAGAGUCUGUUUCCAUCAUCAUCACAUCAAGGUGCAUUUAUAUGUACAGUAAAGCCGUUAGCAGCUGUAACCACUUCAUACUUGUGUUUUAUACGUAAUGAAGACAUGUGGCGACAUCUUGCGCUCCAGACUCUUGAUGCAGGUCAUUUACAGGACCUGUUUGAGUGCAGAUGGUUUCCACUCUUUCAUCCAAACAGUAGUUCAGAGUGAAUGUUAGUUAUGAAUGAGCCUGUGCUGUAGAGACGUAUGGACUAAAACUCCCUGUUGUCUUUUUUUUACCACCGUAGUGAAUAAUGUUAUGAAAUAUGAAUCUGUACAAUUGUGUUAUUAAACAUAGCAUAAAAAUCUUCCCGUUUCAUAUUCCUGUCUGUUACACAGCGAAUGUUUUACUGAGUCACUGAAGGUGUUCUAACCUGCAGGAACACAAAGGUCACAGGGUCAAGUUCUGUUUAGUCCAUUAAUUAUUAAAGAGCUGCUGCAUGUUCUAAUGUCUCUCUUCACUGUCACAUUGAGGUCCUGUGAAUGAAUCUCGUUAUCAGCAGCACUUAUCAACUCGGGCCUCUAAUGGGACAUUUAUAUAUUAAUAUAUACUUGUUUACUGACCAAAACAUUUCUUUCAGUUUCACUUUUUUUAAAGUGACGAUUCUGCAUUUUUUUUUUUUUUUUCAGUUUUCCAGAAUAAUGUUUCCACACACAAAAAAAAAAGUAAUUUGUACUUCUGAUGUGUUUGUUGUGAAUGAGGAUUUACAGAACAUGAUUGAACACUACAUGGUGCAUUCCUGUUAGAUGUUCAAGUUCACCUUUUCUUUCUAUGUGAUGUCAUUUCCUGCUGUUUAAAUACACUGCAAUGACACCCUUCAGAAUAUUGAGAGUGAUUCGAGAAUGUGUGUGGGCAGAAGACAUCGUUUAGUUCUGGAUAACCACAACGGUUUGGACCAAAGCACCAAAUGAAACUCCAGACAAGCACACGCCCAGAGUGACAAACAUCAGAGUUUAAUUUAGACCCAGUUGAAAUGUGAAUAAACACACACACUGACAUCUGUUUGCAUUAAUGUUACUCUUCAUUUGUGAACGUGUUCAUAUUUGCUCUGAUUAAGAAUUUCAGCUUUAGCUCUAAAUAACAGAAUCAAGCGAGUAGAGAAGAGGACAUGAUGAGUUUACUGAUGAUGAUGAUGAUGAUCUUUACAUCCAUGUGUGAUACUCUGGACACAGCCGCACUUCAAGAGGCCACAGUUUAUCUACAGCGAUACGGUUAUUUAUCCUCUGCCAGCGCUGAUCCGCAAGAACUACAAACAAAACAAAUGAAUGAGAAUCUUCUAGAAGGUCACUGCGUUAUCUGUAACCGGCCGGCUGGACAACCGCAUACU
Messenger RNA from Xyrauchen texanus (razorback sucker), 2044 nucleotides. RefSeq names its product partner of Y14 and mago B-like. Lineage: Eukaryota; Metazoa; Chordata; Actinopteri; Cypriniformes; Catostomidae. The record is from RefSeq and is a predicted model, not a curated record. The coding region runs from base 33 to 629 and encodes 198 amino acids. Gene Ontology annotation, cellular component: exon-exon junction complex; cytoplasm. Gene Ontology annotation, biological process: exon-exon junction complex disassembly. The transcript is spliced from 5 exons. Gene Ontology annotation, molecular function: RNA binding.